AUGACGUGUAGAUUGACAUCACGCCUCGGCUGGCCGGUCCGUCGCGAAGGCUCUCAGGGCGUAUGCGAUAUGGCGCUCACGUCUGAAUGGGACUCUUCCCGGCUACUCAGCAGUAUCGGCGAGGAGGACGAAGCUGAUCUCGAGUUCAAACCGAAUAGAGAUUCUGUCGUGUUCUGUAUCGACCUGACAUCGUCUAUGCUUCACGCACCUUCGUCGGAUGAACCAUGCGCGCUCACCCAAGCUCUCAGAGCGAUCUAUAAUCUCAUGAAGCGAAAGAUUAUUGGCUCACCCGCCGAUCAUGUUGGCAUCCUCCUCUUCAACGCAAAGAAGCGCAGCACUAUUGAGGAACCUGUCAAGUCCAUCUACACAGACGUAGUCGUCUUGCAGGAUGUCGGACAGCUCGACGCGCCUGCAAUCAAGACGCUAAAGAAGCUCUUUGAGGACGUCGAGAAUGAUCCCGACUAUUACAGCAAAACCUACAAAAGUACGAGAGAGGCUCAACAAAGCUCGUCUUUGUCUCGCUGCUUGAAUGCUGCGCGUCAGAUCCUGGCAGAGCGAUCGCCGAAGGGGUCUUACAAACGCAUCUUUCUCGUAACAGACGAUGACGAUCCCUUCCCUUCGAGCGCUCCGGGCCACGCUCAGCUCAGGCUCGCCUGCGAAACUCAUCUGAAGGAUGCUGCCGAAAUGGGUUAUGAGCUCUUGCCCUGCUUUAUCGACACCGGAAGCGGCUUCGAUGUCGACAAAUUCUAUGCUGAUCCGCUGAGCAAGUAUUAUCCCAACGAAGCCAUCCCGGAUCUUGCCCAGUCAGGCAUAGCCCGUCUAGAGCGUCUAGAAGCGCACAUGCGCGUCAGGGAAGCGCCGAAGCGCGUCGUGUUUACCAUCGACUUGAUCCUCUUCAAUGACUUUGCUAUUGGCGUCAACGGAUAUACCCUCUGUGCCGAGGAACAUAAGAGGCCGCCCACAAAUAUCGACGGCAGGUCGCAAGAUGGAGCAGAAGUCCAGCCUCGGACAAACUAUACCGAUAUCGAUACCGGGCGAACAAUCACAGAUCCUGCAGAACAGCUACAGCACUACUACACGCUCGGGACUACUAUGGGUCGAGGCUCGUUUGCAGCCGCUGGUACCGAUGAUCGAGACGACGGCGACUAUCUGGAAGCAAGGGCCGACGUGUCGACGAGUCUGCCAACACGAGCGCCGCCACAAAGAAAGAUUGUCCUGACUGACGACGAGAUCGAUCGAGUCAGAACGUGCGGCAUGAAGCCAUCUUUGCGCAUGUUAGGAUUCAAGCCCCGCAGAGAAUUGCUGCCAGAGCACCACCGAGGCCAUGCUUACUUUAUCUUUCCCACUGAUGCGAAAAUACUUGGCAGCAAACGCACUUUUCUUGCGCUCAUACGCAGCAUGUGCAAAAAGGACGUUGUCGGCUAUGCUUGCUUUAUGCCACGCGCCAACAGCGUACCUGUGAUCGCGGCUCUUUUGCCCCAGCUUGAGCAGCUUGACGAAUACGGAAGACAGAGCAAGCCAGCAGGCAUGCACGUCAUACAGCUGCCAUAUGCAGACGACAUUCGGUCGAUCAAUCUGACAGCGACGCGACAAGCCAUCGCUGACCCUGAUGCGGAAGAACAGCCGGCAAUCGAUGCAGCGUUCGAGAUCAUCAGGAAGAUGAAUAUCAAGGCUUACUUUCCGGACAAUUUCCCAAAUCCUGCGCUCAAUCAUCAUUACAAUUGUCUGGCCGCAACGGCACUCGAUGAAGAAUGGCCCGAAGUGGAUGACAGGACUCUGCCCGCUUACCAGGUUAUCGACAGCAGAUUCGGCGAGCACCUUAAGAAGCUGAAGCGUAUUGUCGAAGAGCACCCGGAGGCGCUGAAGCCUGCUCUCGUUAAGCCCGGCGCCAAACGCAAGCUGACCUAUGACGAGAUCAAUAAAGGCCAGACGAUCAUCGAUGCAUACGAAGGUGGCAAGCUACAGAAGCUUACCAAAGAUCAACUGAUCGCCUUUCUUGAGCAUUACGAUCAGGACACAAAAGGCAACAAAGGUCCUCUACUGGAGCGCACAGAGGCAGUCUUGGAAGCAGAGGGCCUUAUCAAGCCAGCAAAGAAGCGCAAGACUAGAUGAGUCUCGGAGAUGAUGUAAUCAUUGUUGUUGCAAAGACGAACGCAAAGGCCAUCCGGAAAGCAGCUUGCAAUGGGACAUCGCAGUACAUCAAGCGACUUCGUUCAGGCCUCACAAGUACAUCCGGCUGCGACAUCACGUCAUGACCUACUCGCGCUGGAAGAAGAAUUCUUGUUGUAGCGCAGCCGGCAGUUGCUCGAUCAAUUCGACUUGGGUAGACGAGACUGUACGCUGCGAGCCUGGCUGGCCCGAGGGAGUCAUACGAGCGUGUGGACAAGGAUUGACGGGACACUUGUAGCGAUAGGUGAGCAAAAGUGCAGGCGCAUCGACGCGCUUGAACGUUCUCACCGGGUUCCAAUCUGCGUCUCUGAUUAGACUCAAGGAAGCACUCGUCGGCGAGGCGAGAACGCACGAUGUGGACGCAGCGCGGCGCCGCAUUUACACUUGAGCAGGUCCUUCUCGACCAGGAGAUGUGGCAG
This is a messenger RNA of Mixia osmundae IAM 14324, 2588 nucleotides long. RefSeq lists its product as uncharacterized. Bases 1 to 2112 code for a protein of 703 amino acids. The record is from RefSeq and is a predicted model, not a curated record. The transcript is spliced from 13 exons. Gene Ontology annotation, molecular function: telomeric repeat DNA binding; double-stranded DNA binding; DNA helicase activity. Gene Ontology annotation, cellular component: nucleus; Ku70:Ku80 complex. NCBI's taxonomy places the organism in Eukaryota, Fungi, Basidiomycota, Mixiomycetes, Mixiales, Mixiaceae. Gene Ontology annotation, biological process: double-strand break repair via nonhomologous end joining; cellular response to X-ray; telomere maintenance.